Saccostrea cuccullata (small rock oyster) is the source of this 1494-nucleotide messenger RNA. RefSeq lists its product as uncharacterized. The record is from RefSeq and is a predicted model, not a curated record. Lineage: Eukaryota; Metazoa; Mollusca; Bivalvia; Ostreida; Ostreidae. The transcript is spliced from 2 exons. Bases 253 to 1293 code for a protein of 346 amino acids.
UACUUUGAAUUUUAGAUUCGUCGUGCUAUAUCGUCUGCACGGAGGGCAUUAUUAAAAGAUUUUGUCCCUCAGAAUCUUGGAUUUGGCCAUCUCACUAGAGAAGACGUAAAAUCUAACCACACUAGACCACUGGCUAAAGAGCUUUUUUCUCCUGGUUAUGAACAAGACCCACCUGUCCUACUUGUUCUUGACGGGACGUACAUUUAUAUACAGAAAUCAUGUAACUUCAGAUUUUCAAGGCGCUCCUUCAGUAUGCACAAACACAGGCCAUUAGUGAAACCGAUGAUGGUAGUAACUACGUCAGGAUAUGUGGUAUCUGUCCUGGGGCCGUACCUUGCCGACUCGAAGAACAACGAUGCCGGAAUCUUAAACCACAUGAUCCGGAACAACACAGAAGAAAUGCGAGACUGGCUACAGGAUGGUGACACGUUCAUCGUAGAUCGUGGAUUCCGGGAUAGUUCGGAGGUGCUUGGCGACAUUGGUGUCAACAUGGAAAUGCCUUGCUUUUUGCAGAGGGGCACAUCUCAACACACCACACAGGAAGCUAACCAAUCACGCUUAAUAACCAAGGUGCGGUGGGUUGUCGAAUCAGCCAAUGCGAGGUUGAAGAGAUGGAAAUAUCUGAAUCAUGUCAUACCAAAUACACAGAUUCCCUUCAUUGGCGACUACGUAAGAAUCGUGUGUGCCCUCUGCAACAGAUUUACUUCCGUCUUAAGUUCUGGCAAUGCGGAAGAGGAUCAGGCCAUGGCCCUAAAAAUGCUGCAUCUCUCCAAGCGGACAAACGAGCUACAGGAAUUUGUAGAAAGUAAUGGACUGUCAAACAGGACAUAUUCAUGGCAAAAAAUUGACGCAGCCGGUUUUGCGCAAGACUUCCCUAACCUGACUGAUUCCGAAAUUCGCCAGUUAACGCUAGGAGUGUACCAAGUAAAAAUGGCAAAAGCAUACACUCAGGAACACCUACAGGAUGACGGUACAUACGAAAUUCUUGUGAACGAGGACCUGGAUGGUAUUAUUGGAGCCAAAAUUCAGAGUCGUCAUGUCAGUUCCAAAAAGUACUCCUGUUGGGUAAAGUACGAAGAUGGUGUUGUCAUAUCAUGGUACUGUAAGUGUAAAGCCGGCGCACGCAUUGUUGGUUGCUGCGGACAUAUAACAAGCGUAAUUUGGUUUUUAUCGCAUGCCCGACACCAGGAUAAGCCCGUGCAGUUAGUGCGUGAUUGGUCAGAACACCUCGAGGACGCAGCUCGCGUGAUCGACGAUUCUGACAGCGGCGAGGAGAGCUCAACUGAAGAAUAGAUUGUCUACAUAAGCUAGUUACAUUUAUUUUCUGGCAGUGAUAUAUUUCACAUUUAUCGAUAUUAUUUAUCAUUGAAAGAAAUUUCCAACUGAAAUACCUAAAAUACUUAGGACAUGUAUAUGAUUAUUUUCACGAUAUAUAGAUCGUCCUUAUGCUUCUUUUACAGCAGCGUAAUACUUGUUGGUGUUUGAAAUUAUGAA